AUGUCAGUCACAAAGCCAUACUUCAUGACCAUGGUCAUCCUGCUGAUCCUGGCUGACAAGACUACAGGUGGCCUGUUUGGAUUCGGCAGUAGCAAGAGGCGAGCGUCCUGGAUUCCAUGUGAGCUUUAUGGGGGCAUAUGCAGAAAUUCCUGCCAGAAAUAUGAGAUCCAGCAUUUAACCUGCCCAAAGAACAGAAAGUGCUGCCUCAAAUUCCCUGAGGAAAUGACCAGUUUCUAA
Molecule: messenger RNA, 237 nt
Organism: Onychomys torridus (southern grasshopper mouse)
Lineage: Eukaryota; Metazoa; Chordata; Mammalia; Rodentia; Cricetidae
Gene: Defb116
Product: defensin beta 116
Exons: 2
Coding region: 1-237 (78 amino acids)
Biological process (GO): innate immune response
Cellular component (GO): extracellular region
Source: RefSeq, a predicted model, not a curated record